Cinara cedri is the source of this 24336-nucleotide messenger RNA. Lineage: Eukaryota; Metazoa; Arthropoda; Insecta; Hemiptera; Aphididae. The record is from the annotation of a GenBank genome assembly.
AUGACGUCCGCCCCACGAAUGGUGCUCAUGCACCUGCCCAAAAACAAUCCGAUCGACAUAAUGUUUACGGACAUUGAGUUCACAGUGACCGUCGGCACACUGCGCAGAGGUAAGAAAAAAAAAUGAAGAAUACUCAAAUAACUAUCAAAAUAAUACCAAAAACACAAUAAUACGAUACUAAAUUUAUUGAAUUUUUCGUGUCUGAAUGCGUAUUACAUAAACACAAUAAUAUACCUAAUAUUUUGUCGUAUACAACCUUGAUUAGCAUUGACCUACUAAACGUUAUACGUGCCUGCCCGGCGUGUUCGCUGUACAGCACCAAUAUAAUAAUAAUAGUAUAAUAUUAUUUAUUUCAUUUCUUUCGGUCGUUUUUAUGUUGGCGGUCAUCUGGUAUAACAAAAUAAUAAUAUAUUAUGCACGUAUAUCUAUACGUAGGCACAGCUGUGGCGAAACGAACGCAAUCUCUGAAUAGAAGCGGUUGCUUCUCGAAAACUUUUAAGAUUUAUUGAUGAGUGGACGUGUUAAAUAUAUGACCAUAUCUGAAAUUAUAGUAUCUACCCGUUUACUAUACUAAUUUGUAUAGGUUUCUUCAGAGAGUUGUUUCAGGUUCGUUUCGCCACUGCCUGUAUACUUAUGUAUAAAUAUUAAGUAUUUAUAGGUACGCAGUAACGUAGUAGUCAUGUCAAUAUUCGGUACACCUAGGCAAAAUCCGUUAACUGUUGGAGAAAGAAAUAGUGGUCAUUUACCGAAAAAAAAAUGUUCUCCCUCCAUUUAAAUAUACUUUAUGUAUUUCAGCUUAAUGCGCUCACCAAAAAUAGGUUUACAUAUUUUCGUGGUGUUUGAAUUAUAUACUUAAUUUUAGUACCUCGAGAAGAUACUACUAUCAUAGGCCCAUAAAUAAAAUUUCAAAAGAAGGGAUAAAAAUUAACACCUUUGACUUAUAUUACCUAUACUGUUCAACUUGUAUGCAUCUGAUCAGCCCACAACAUAAAUUAACAUAACAUAACUUUUGUUGUCGGAUAUGCAUGUGAUAAAAAUCACUAACCUUUUGUCUCUUACUUAACCCUUCGCAAAAACCUUAGUACAAAAACAAAUUAAGAAGAAACUUUUAUGUGUUAUAAAAGAUUGUUUUUUUUAAAAAAAAAAAAAAACUUGAAAGCCUUUAAAAACCACUCAUACAUGCCUUUCAUACUCUACAAUCUUCGGUGUAGACUUAAACUAAAAUGGUGUCGUAACAUUUUGAUUUAAAUAUAUUCGUAAUCAUGUAACCCCAAUUUGCAUCCCCCCCCCCAAUCGCACAUAAUUAUUGUUCAUUAAUUGUAUAGAUUAUUUAUUUUCUUAUUGUAAUGAAAAUAAUUAUACAUUUCAUUUUAAAAGAUAAAAGUCGUGAAAAUCGAAAGGAAAGUAAAGAAAUCGAAAAAAUCUACCUUUAAUAUUACUCUCGUAUUAUUUAUUUUCUGGGCGUAUAAUAUGAACAAAAGAUAUUUGAAACAUAUUUUUUUUCGUAGUUUAACAUUUUUUUCCACACUCAAAGGUCACAUAGAUUAAUAGAAAUACUGAAUUAAGACAAGACUAAACAUUAGAUUGAGGUAAAUGCUCUAAUUGCAUAAUUUCUUCUCACCAGGUGAUAUCACUAUAUAUAACUGCAAUACAGUAAUCACUGCUCAUUAAGAUAUUGAACGCAAAAUAUUUUAUAUUUUUCAAACGAUUGUUAUUGAUCGAUAAAUAUUUAUUGACUAGGUAUUGACAACUGGAUUAUAAUAUAUAAUUAUUCCUAUAAUAAUUAUAUAUUUUACACACUUUUUUACAAUAUUGUAUAAACACAUAUCAUAUUAUAAUAUUGAAAUAAAUCAAAAUAAAAAAAAAAAGGUAAUUAAACUAUUGUAAUUUUCACCAAUCUGUUUUAAAUAAACAGGGUAAACUAUAAUAAUUAUGGCCUAUAUCUACUUACUGAAAAAAACAAAUCGUUCUUAAAAUACAUAUAUUAUUUACCAAGUUUACCGUAAUUUUAAUGUCUCGCAAAUAACACCUACAAUAUUUUUAUGCUCAAUAUUUGUUUAUUGAUAUCAAUUAUUUCAGCCAAUAGAAUUUUUUUUUCAAUAAAUCAGAUUAAAUAUGAGUACAUGGGUCUUGGCUAAAAUAGCGAAUUUUAAAAUAAUCGAUCAUACAUAACAGUGAAACUAUUAUAUAUAAAUUACAAAUUUGAAUACUAAUAUGAUAAUGAGAACUUUGUAAAAGAUGUAGCAAAUAAUUUGUCACUAAGUAUCGAAAAUAUUAAUACCUAAAUAAUAAAAUACCUAUAAUGAACCUAACGAUAUUAUGAUUAUAAUUUUAAAAAAUAUACUAUAUUUUCGCUCUUUUUUAAAAUUCGGUAUUAUUACUGUGAGAUUUUCACUCACGGUUAUUUUUUGUUAUUUUGGCGGGAUACCGACUGUACAUAUUACAGUAAUUUUAAAAAUCAUUUUUGUGACCCUUGACGUACUUACAAUUACUUCCGCGUAAUUUUUUUUUUUCUAUCAGCAAUUACUUGUAGUAUUAAUGAACAAAAAAAUUACCUAUACCUGUGAAAUAAUUUAAAACUACUUUUUUUGAAUAUUAAUUAUCAUCAGUCCAAAAAUCACAUAAUGUCGUUAAUCAAUUUGUACAGUGAUAAUUUGGAUGUAGGUUUUUUUUCUCCCAAACCUGUUUUAAGGUAUUAACCUUCGUCAUCGCAUAGAUAAAUGGUUUUAUUCGAUUCCCAUUUUUAUAUAAACACAAAAAUAGAGAUAUAUUUCAUAAUACUAUGCCAUUCACACUUUAUUAUACAUAAUAUUUUUGAACGCACUCUAAAUUCAUAUAAAUUCAUAAACAUUUCAAAAACAUGUUUGAAAAAUAUAUUUUACUCAUUUCAAGUACUUAAUAUAUUGUAUAUAUCUACCUAUAGGUAGUAAUGUUAUAAAUAUUACGAUUGCACAGUUCUACUUUUUAUAUAAUGGGGACGUGUGCAGCCACCGUUAUAGAUAAUUUAAUGUAUACCUGUAAGCAAAGAUAAACCAUUGCUUACGAAAAAACAAUUCUGAGCGGAGUUCAGUUGAUGCUUUGUCAACAAUAUUAUAGUAAAAUAAUUGAAUAGGCUCUCUAUAUUUAAUAAUAUUUGUUUAAUGUUGUACCGAUUUUUCCAGUUUUUCUACGUUUUUUCCGGUUUUUCCAUGUUUUAUCUCAGGUUUUCACAUUUGCCUGGAAAUCUCCUGAGAAAAUCGAAAAAUGACAAAAAAAAAAAAACACCUUUGUAAAACCAUAAGCUUCUUCACUCCACUCAGAAUCUAAAAUUAUCAAUAUUUUACUUUUCUCAAAAUUAUAAUAUUAAUUAUAUCAUGAUAAAUGAUAAUAUAUUAUACUAUAUUAAUCCGAAUCUUCAACUAAAUAUAUUCAUGUAAUAUAAAUAAUAAUAAUAUUAUAUUUAUUAUUACAAUGAUUUUGUUUUACUCGAUAUGUCACACUGACGAAUUAGCAUGUUGCGGAAGGAUGAAAUUUUGUAGUGUUCACGAAGUUAAUAUAAAAGAUGUGCCUAACUCCAGCGGCCUAGCUCCUACCAUCUCUAUGCUCAAAUUUUGCCAUUUUUUUCUUGAGUAGUUUUGGUUUAUAGUGUAAUAUAGUAUCCUACUAUUAUAGUAAUAUUAUUUAUUGUGUUACAAAGAAUAUUUCUAUAAUACAAGAUAUAGGUGAGAAAAAAUUCAACUUUAGUGCUUAAAGCUGUUUUUUAUUUCGUUUAGAAACGAAAUAAAUAUUUGGAACUGUUACGUAUUCAAACAGGUAUCUUACUAUUUAUAUAUUAUAUCAAAUGUAUACCUGAUUCACGGUACUAUAUACAGGAUGAUUAACAUAACGUGUAUCACUCACAAUCUCAAAAAGAAUGAUUUUUUUUUUUUUAAUUUGUUGUUUAGAAAAUUUAAGAAACAAACAGCUCUAAAAUAUUAUAUAAGCGUUAGUUUCUGUCGCCCUUAAAUUCAGAGGUAAAAAUAUUACUAUCCAUCAUCACUUUGAUUUUAAAACAGCAAUCUAUAUUAAAAAUUCCACAAAAAGUUUUAAUUUAAAUUCAUUUUGGUGUUGAUAUGUUUAAUUUUCGUCGACCCGUUUACGGGACAUUCCACUUUUAAAUUAACCGGUUUAUGAGUGGGGGGGGGAUAAUAGUGGAACACUAUUCAAACGUCACGCAAUGCGCUACCACACAAAUUAUGUCACACUACUUCUACUUUGACUUAAAAGUAGAAUAUCUCGUCAACCGAUUGAUAAAAAUUCAAAAGAACACUUAUUUCUUAAAUGUUCUUGAAAAAAAAUUCCCGGAAAAAAAAAAAAAAAAUCUUUACGAAAUAAUUCGUGUCUUAAAGUUUUAUCGAUCACCCUGUACAUAUGAGGUAGCAACAUAAUAAUAAAUAUAUAAUAAUUAUUGUAUACAUAUAUAUAUAUGUAUAUACAUAUAGUAUAAAGUCUGUACACGAUUAUUACAUGAUCACCGUUCAUAUGCUUACUUAAAUGUUAAAUGUGAACGAACUAUAUAUAUGUAUAUAUAUUUUUUUUUAAUAGAUGACCCACUUAAUUAAUAAUAAUAAAAAAAAAAAAAAAACCGCUACAAUCAAAUAAUAAUGCGUAUUUCUGGUUAGUUAGGUACUCUAUACUGGCUACAUACCUACACGCUUAGGUGUAUCUAUGCAAUAGAUAUUAAUUUUAAUACAUUUUUAUAUAUAUUUGAACACCUUUCGUUUAGCGAAUUCGUUUGCUGGUUUGCAAAAAUAAUUAUUAUACUACUACUGUAACGAUUAUGAAAUCGGGUACCUAAUUAUAUUAUUAUUAAUCGACUAUACCAUUACUGAAGCGUACAAUAUAACUGGUGUAUGAGAACUAAUAUUCUCACACACACACACACACAGAUAUUAUUAUCUAGGUAGUCGUUAUCCAAGGAAACGUUUUUAAUACAUAUAUACUUAAUGACAUCAACUUAUUUGUAAACGUUCAAAAUAUCGAUCUAAUCUAAAAAUUAUAUUAUAAACACCAGUAUAAUAUACCUGUAUAGUGUAUGUACCCAUUAACUUUUUUUUAACUAAUACAAUUAUAAAAUGUAUGCGUAUUAUAGGUAACCUACCUACCUGUUUAAAAUAAUAAUAGAUCGAUCGGAUAGUUUCAUAAUUGCUCGUAAUUGCAUAUUAUUCUGAAUAUUAUGCAACUCUGCAUUCUACAUAAUUUAUACACAACACAAUGUUGUACGUUUGUACACAAAUGCAUUAUUUUUGACGUUGAUACAACUUUGAAACGUAAUAAAGAUUAAAUCGAAAUCAAUAAUAUUUAGUUAUUGGAUACUUAAAUACUAUUGGAAGUAAAACCAAAUAUACAUUUUUAUUGAGGAUAAUAUACGAUUUUAUAGUGGGUAGGUAUAAAUAUAUAAUAGUAUACCGAACAUAACGUAAUAUACAAAACAAACAAAAUAAGCCAAUACUGGGGACGGAUGUGCCUCUGUAGUUGAGAAAUCGGAAAGAUAUUGGAUACAAACAACGAUAUUGCUAUCGAAAAACGAUUCUGAGCCAAGUUCGGUUAUACAUGUUCUGAAUACCGUAAUUUCUACAGUUUUCACAUUUUUAACAAACUGAAUUUCGAGUGAAAUUAUUUUUUUUAUUGCCCAUAUUUCAAACGUUUAGUUUUAGAACUGCAGUGCAUAUAAUAUAUUCGUAUUUUCGAAUUUGUAACUGUAUGUUUUGCCAGAUUUUAGUACAUAAGUGCUUGCUUAUUUAUUCGGGUUUUUUAGAGUACAAACUUAGAAGUCCUUAUUAUAAAUAAUGAAUAGUAAACUUGUAUAGUUAUAUCGUUAUCUUAAUUAGUUGUAGCAGUGGCGGCUACCCUAGAGUCAAGAAGGUAUUCAAGCAUUUCCACACGUGUGGAGUGAUAGCUCAUGGGUACCUUUGUAGAUCAUGUCGUAGUUAAAAGCUAGAGGAUAUUAUGCUAAUCAGUUGUUACGAUGUAUCAUUAACUUUAGAUGAAAUUCUGCAUUAAGAGAAAUAUUAAUCUAGUUCCUUUUCUUAGUCAACAUAACAUUUUAACACACAAUAAAUUUAAACUUCUUUGGUGCCGUAAAUUAAUAAUUAUAUUAGUAUCUUAUACCUACACACGUAUAUAUGAUACAAAUUAAAAUUAAAUAAUAAUUGUAUUUUAUUUCGAUUAUUUCAGAGGAAAAAAAGGUACUUAAAGGCGUUUCCGGACGCUUCAACUGCGGUGAAUUAACUGCAAUUAUGGGCCCAUCCGGUGCCGGAAAAUCAACACUCCUCAAUAUUCUUACCGGAUUUCAGUAAGUACAUAUUUCUUUAUACGCCAAACGUUAUACAUUUUUACGAACAUGUAUAAUGUACUCGUGUAUUUUGAACUCAUAUUAUAUAAUACACAUAAACAGGCUGUCCCACUAUGUUAUCUAGAGAAUAAAUCACAAUAACAUCGAUUUUCACACGGAUUAGUAGUAUUUAAAAUGGCUGUUACUUAGAAAUUAUUUAUAAAUGUGUGAUACAUUAAAAUUUUUCGAAAAUAAUAAAAUAAAGUUAAUUUUUUAAUUUUUGUUAAUAAAAAAAAAAAAAAAAUUAAUUCAAAUAUAAAUAUUUGUAAUCCUCUCCCUGUGAGUAAUAUAAAAAAACAAAAAAACAGAAUUUGACUAUUUUUAUUAUCUCCGGAGAUAUUCAAGGGGUAUAUCUUCGUGGGACAACCUGUAUACACGUAUUAUACUUUAUUCAAUUAAAUGGUAUUUAUUAUUAUUUAUAAUUAGUACUUCUGAAUAGUUUAUAUUAUCGGAGGUUUAAAAUUGUUCAGAUGAACUAUUAAAUAUUUUUUCCACAAUCAAAUACUUUUAUUCGGAAAACCUAUCGAAUAUUUCAAAGAACAUUUCGAAUAGUUCUAAUUGCAAAUUCCAUUAUGUCAGGUGACUGUUUUCCGUCUAUAUAUAAUAUAACGACUUAACUUUGAACACGUUUUUAGCCGAUUUCAGUGACGCACGGUUUUACACUCUGUCAGUUCUUAUGUUUAUUUUAACGAUUUAGGUACUAUACAUAAUAGUACAUAUAGCUGUAUUUAUUUACUUAUUAUUUCUUUAUUUAUUCAUCACUUCAUAGUUCAUAGUUCAUCAUUAAAAACGCGUGUCAUAUCAAGUCUCGAGUUUUUGUAUGCGAAUUUAUCGACUUCCUGAAUGUCUUGCACGCACCAUCUCGAGUUUUUAAACUUCAGAGUACCAUUGUAAAUUGCGGAGAAUACACAAAACAAUAAAUUAUAUUACCUUUGAAUAAUUUGUUCACUUAAUAAUCAAGGUUGUAAAAUUUAAGGUUGUAAAAAUGACCAUAUUUGACUCAUAUAUUGUUAUAGCUUCGGUAAACUUUAUUGACUAAUUAUAUGAAACAAAAAUACCGAUAGAAUAAUUUACAUUUUCUACGCUGUACUUGCCGAUAGAUUUGUAUUUUAAUUAGACAUAAAAACGUAAUUCUCAUGAUCUGAGUAAUAAUAUGAAGACGAAUUAAAUUUAAUCAGUACAACAUUGUAAUAUAAUAUGAUUUAUAAUUAUAAUCUACAUUUAUUAACAUUUUUAAUUAAUACAAAUACGUAAAUAAAAAUUAAUUCUUGCAUUAUACCACGCCGUUUCGCAGAUAUAAAACGCUCUGCUAAAGCCACAGACCGCGCAUCAUACAUAUUUAUAUUAUUUUUUAAAUUUUUAUUUCGUAAUAGCUUUUUAUUUAUACGGUAUGUUUAAAAGAAAACCCAUUAAAACGGAAUUAUACAUAUAAUACGAAUUAUAACCUAUCCUAACUUAACCUUCUACUUAUACGUAUGUACUUGAUAACUCAUAAUAAUAAUAUUAUCAUUAUAUGAUAUUGACCUAAAAAUAAUAUAAGACCGUAAAAUAUAGGUAAUAUCUAAUAAUAAUACACUGAACACAAAAAUGAACAUAAAAAAUACGUAACUCAGUAUUAUUGCUGCAGGAUUGGAAAAUACCGACAAAAUAUAAUAUAAUAUUAGUGUCUUGCGGUGGUAUUCAUAAUAAUAUUAUAUAGAUAACCUACAUUUUAAUUUUUAAUAUUAUCACCAGUAUAGAUUAUGACUUGUGGUUACUAUAAUAUUUUUGCCUUGUCCUAAAUUAAAAUUAUGCAUAUUAUUGUACAGAUUUCGAUUUUUUUUUAAAACAUUUUUUUAUGCAUACGAAUAAAAUAAAAUAUCGUGUUUAACAUACCAUAUUAAAGCAACGAUAAUCUUAAUGUCUAAAAUAUAUUUCGUUUUAUAAAUUGUCGUACACAUUAUUUAUAGGCAUAAAUCACUAAUAUACAGCUAUUAGUGUUUUAUUACUCUAGUUAUUCUAUUAAAGAAACCUGCAGUAACAAGAUCUAUCCUCGACCAAGCUCUCUGACCUGAACUCCUCUAUACAUGAUAUAUUAUUAUUAUGUAUAAAACCGUGACUAAUGUAUUAAAUAUGUUUAAUUGAUAAGCCGUUUCGUGGUAUAAAUCGCUCUACGACAGCCACAAUCUGCGCAUCAUACAUAUUAAUGAUAUUAUUUUUAAAUUCUAAGUGGAGCGUGGAAUGUAUCGGUUUUACAGGAAAGCUUAUUAUUUAUUUUUGUUUUCCGUUAACAACUUUUCUACCAAAAAUUGUUUUUAUUAUAAUUUCAUAAUGGCUUUUCUGUGUAAGACGUGUUUAAAAGGAAAACCAUUAAAACGGAACUCUACACAAUACGAAUUAUGACCUAUCCUAAUUUCACCUUUUACCUAUACAUACAUAUACUUUAUUACCUACUCAUAGUAAUAUUUUUACUGACCUAUUAGUAUACAAUGUAAAUAAAAUAAAAAUAAAAAUAUAUAAAUUGUAUAUUUGGAUUAAUAUAGGUGCAAUAUUAUUUUUGUAUUCGUUUCGGUUUUCGCGUUAUCUGGACGGUGACCAGGGCGAAUAAUAUUCAUAGUAAAAUUUGUAACACGACGAACAUUUUUUUUAUUCUUUUAAAUAUUUUAAAGACAUUAUUUUCCUAAUUCAAUUAAUUAAUUAUAAACUACCUCUAUUUUCGAUGUUCUGGAUUUUCGGUUUCGGAUUGGUGAAUUCGCUCAUUUCGAUUUCGCUGUGAUUUUCGUCUCUCUAAAAUUCCUACGUAUACAAAUCCGAACUCGGCAACUAUUAUAGGUAUUACAAUAGUCAGUAAACGUAUAAACACGAUAUUUGAAACGAUUCGGAAUGACGAAAUAACGUAGGUAUAUUAGAACUUAUAAGUAUAUAAUUUCUACGACAACCAAAGAUUUAUACCAUUAGGUAUAUACCUAAUAAUCAGACAAUAGAUCUUUGCAAUUUUUAAAAUUACAGAAUAAUAACCUAAAGUACCUAUAGUGCGUAUAAUAAUAAUCGUGUUUAUGUAGAAUUACUCGAACCUACCAAUGAAUUUGGAUUAAUCGAAUAUGUAUGUAUAGUUGAUUCUAUCAACUAUACCUAUAAGUAUAUAUAAUUAACAUAGGAAAAAAUCUAUACUUACAUUUACAUGUUGUUUUUUUCGUUUUUCUUUAUAAUCAAGCAUUUGUUCGGUUUCUUUUACGAUAAAUUACUUCUUCAAUAUUAUUUAAAAAAAAAAAAAACGUCAUCAUUAAAAUAUGAUUAUAGUUAUCUAUUAUAUUAUAUUAUGAAAUAUGCAUAUUGCAUAUAAUAUAAUAUUAUAUUUAAUUGCAGUGUGUGUAUGCAAUUAUUCCGUGUUUUGAAAAACAUAUUGUUUUACAACCCACAAAUGUAUAACAAUUAUUUGUUGCGAAAUGUACGAAUUUUCAAAAUGUUUAGUAACGAAAUUACAAAAUGUUUUAACUUUUAACCGCAUUAUUAUUAUCAUUAUGUAUCGCAGUUAACACUAUAAAGUUGAAUAGUAUUAUUUUGAUAGCCUCAUUUAAUAAGGCUGUUUAUCUGUUUAUUAUUAAUCAUUAUUAACUUAUAUUUUUCAAUAUUUCGAUAUCUUAUAAUAUUUAAUUCAGUUAUGACAGCAAUUUAUUCACAUUUUAUUACAAUCAUAUUAUACGAGUUCAUAAUAUUAUUUUAUUAUUUUUCUCUACCGAAUUAAAUACCAGGUAUAUUACUAUAAUACCUAAUUAAAAACCGUUUCAUUAAUAAAAUUAUGAUUUUUUUACUAUAGACAAUUGAUAUGAUUACUAAUUUUUGUGUAUCGGCCUGUGAAAAUAAUGUGUACAAAAUAAUUUCGAUGGCCUGCAGACUGAAAAUAUAAUAAUGAAUAAAGGUUAGGUAAAUAAUAUAGGUACCUACUUCCGUGGUGUUUUGUUCUCUAUUUAACCGACAGUAGUGGGCGAUCUGAUUUCAUAAUAAUUCCACCAGUUCUAUCCUGCUGCUACUUCUGUGCUUUAAAGUUUUUUUCAGCGAAAUCUGACGAAUAUAAUCCGUUAUGACCGUUAUUUUAUUCAAUUAUACAAACUAUAUAAUAUAAAAUAUUGUAAAUUAUAUAUUGAUUAAAGCCCUUGACAUUAUAAUUGUUAUUAUUACUAUACAUCUUAAAAAGUAGUUGACUUUACGGUCAAUAUCAAUACAUUCGAUAUUUACAUAUUUUUAAUCGUAACAAAAUAUCAAUUUGUUUAAAUAUUCAUAGAUACACCCAGUUUUUUUUUUUUUGAACUUCCGAAGGUUAAACACAUCAACAAGUUUUAAAUGUGUAUAUAUUUUAAUAAUUUUUUAUAAGUACAGCCUAAAGGGUGAUUUUAUUUAUCAGAUUUACGUGGAAUAUUUUAAAUGAAUAUUAUAAUAACUACGAACAACAUAAUAAUAAUAAUUAUAAAAUAAUCUCUAAUUAUAAAAAUCUUCCUUUUGAAAAAAAAAAAACGUAAAAUACAUUAAUAUUUCUUGAUCUUGAAGUUUAUUUAUUUAUAUCAAUAAGUAAUUUUAAGUAUAAUAUUUUAUUAUUCAAUAAGUACGUAGUAUAAUUUUCUGUUUGUAAAUGUUCAACAUCGAAUGUAUAUUUGGGUUCAUAUCAUUCCGUUAUAGCUUUCACCUCACGAAAUCCAUAAUAAUACAUUACUAGGAAAACUAUCGUUUUUUAUUUUCUUGCAUACAUCCCUUCACAACGGUAAUUUGUUAUAUUGUUAUAGCAACUAUCGUUGAAUUUUCGAGCGAGACCAUUUUCGGCCAUUCCACAAUAACCGUUUUCGGCCAGUACACUAUUUUUUUCACCAAUUUAAAAUUGCAGGGGCAAUAGGGACGACCGUCUCUUCUGGAUCUGUAUUUAUGUAACUUUUUAUUAGGGUUGUAGUAGAACUAUUUGAUGUUUAUCUGUAUGCAACAAUUCAUUAAUAAUUAAAAACGAUUCUAAAUGGAGUUCGGUUAUACAAAUUUUAAAAGGCCGUAAUAUUUAUGAUUUUGUCAAAAUUUGAUUUUGAAAAAAAAAACACUACAUCAAACUCAACUUUUUCUUAUUGAUCACUAAGUACAACUUAUAAUGAACCUUCUGUUAAAUUUUUAAACAUUUCUGUUUGGUCUAACAAUUUUAUCCAUUGAGUACUUACCGAAUACAAAUUACGUAAAAAUUAAAAUUAAAAUGUUUAUAAAAAAUAUCAACCCAAUAAUUACAGUAUUAUUAUUAUUAUUAUUUAUCAGAAAAUACCGCAGUCAAAAUGUACAAGAGUUCCAAACUAUACUUAUACUGUCAAACUCUGUAAUGAAAAGUAUUAAUUUAUUACUACGACUGUAUUUACUAUUUACGAGUAUUGGUAGAUACUUUCUUUUUUUUUCUAUAUACUAAUGACAAAUUUUAAAAGUUUUUUUUUUUAAUGAAACGACGUCCGAAAACUAAAAUACAAAAAUCCAGAUUCAAAUUUACUUAAAAUAAUCGUAAAUAAUCUGGGGGAAGGGAGCUCACGGUACGAAAAAAACAUGCUGUGUUAUAUUCAUAAUAUAUUUUACUGUUUUACAAGCGCUUACUAGAUUAUUAGUCUUUUAAUUAAUAUUUUCUAUCAUAUUAGAUAGUCAUUAAUGCAUAUUAUAAUAAUAUUAUGCAGCAUUCAAUUUCCAUUGCUUGCUGAAUAUAUUAUAUAUUUCAAUAUCAAGGAAUACCUACUAUAUAAUAAUUAUGUUUCAUGGUUAACGAAUUGGUCGAUAAUUAUUUCUUAUUAUUGAUAUUCAAUGCGAAGUUUGCAUUGAAUUUGCCUAAAGGCAAGAUUUCGAAAUACGAUUGAAAUAAUUUAUAAAAAUGAUUGAAGUUAUAUAUUAACUUAGUUAUUAUAUACCAACGUCUAGACGAAAAUAUAGGUGUUUUAUACUGUUCAAUUACAUUCAAAGUUGACUUUAAAUUCUAAUUAUACAAUAGUAUUAUACAUUAUUGUUAUAAAUUUAACAUUUCCAUGUCACAUUUCAUUUGUAUAAUAAGUUAUGGACAGUUAAUAUACGUCUUAAUUACUGAAAUCAUUACCUUAUUAUUGUACAUUUUUUAAUUGUUUAGUUGUAAACAUCAAAAAUACAAUACAUUACAUGAUAUUAGUAUACAAAUUUUCAGCUACAGUUGUUGUUUACGUUAAUUAUUAUUUGUAUUAUUGUAUAGAUGCCUACAUAAUAAUAUAUUUGUAUACUUAUUUACACAUAUUGAAUUGAUUAAUCUUAAUAAAUGUGGUUUAUUGUCUAUAUUGUAGACGCAAAGGAAUGAACGGCGAAGUGAGAACGAGCCGAGUCGACAACGAUUUGCUGUUAAAUAACGAUUUAAAAAAAAAAAACAGCUGUCACACCAUGAGCCAAAAGGAAUCCUGUUACAUAAUGCAAGACGACCAACUGUGUCCGCUUUUCACCGUAAUCGAAAUAAUGAUGAUGGCGGCCGAUCUAAAACUUGGAUACACACUUUCGUACAAAUCUAAAUUACUCGUAGUAAGUUAACAAAUUUGUAAUUUAAAACUUAGGUACUCUGUGGAAAACUUACUUAUACAUAUUAUAUAUUAUAUAAGCACAAUAAUGUACAGUAAGGUAUUUUAUAAUUUUAGCAAAUAAAUCGAUCGAGGCAAAUUUUAAACAGGAAUAUUAUAGUAUAAUAAACUAAAAACAUGUUCGUCAUCGUGUUAUAUUAUUUUAUAUGCAAAGAAUAUUAGUUUCAGAAAAAUACGCUCACCCCUCCCCUCCACCAUUCUUUCGUGUUCCUCGCGGCCAAUAAUAAAACUAUGACAAACAAACAAAUUAUACGAGCGCGUACUAAAGUACCUAGGUAUUGUAAUAUUAUAAUGAAUACUACCAUUAGGUACCUAUAGGUACAAAAAAAAAAAAAAACACAUUAUAAACGCAAACUCACACGCAAUUAUAAUUUGCUCACUUGAUGUACAAACAUGGAAUAUUUUUUUCAGUUAGUUUUUAAACGCCGUCGCUGUGGAAGAAAAUAUUAUUAUUAUUAUACUGUUUCCUUCCGCCGAGAUUUUUUUCAAAAAUUACCGAACUCCAUUGGUUAAUUCGGGCACGGUUCAUGUUAUAUAAUGCUUAUACAUUCAAUCUAAAACUGGGUAAAAUAAAAUACAUAAUACUCACUAUGGUAAUCUUCUGACAAUAAAUAAACAACAUAAAUAAAAAUAUGUAUCAGUUGGUACUAUCUUAUUGAAUCGCCAGUACCGGUUUAACUUUUAAUGUAUCUACGUAACCUAUAAAAAUAAAUCAAAUAAAAAUUCACCAACAAAAUGGUACACAUGUUAUGGGUUCUUAUUGUCUAACAAGGUUAUAUUAUAGACACUUACAUAUGUCGAGGCUACCUUGAUAUUAUACAAGUUCAUUACAUGUUUAUACAUUAUUUUUUUAUAAACAUAAUAAUCUUAGUGUAAAAUAAAAUAUUCGGUUUUUUAUUAUUUUAUAAACAACUCGAUAAUAAUUAUCUUCUAUUAUCUAUAAUGUAUCUAUAAUAAUUAUAAAUGUAUAUUACUGAAAAUCGAUUAUUCCUGCUAAAUAGAAUAUAUAUACGGUAAUACACGAGAACAAAAAAGAAUCAGAAAAUUAAUAAGUAUAUCUAAAUAUUUUGAAACAAUUAAUGUUAGUUGUAUAUUUUGAGAGUAGAUGACCUCGUGUGCUUGCUUGCAGGGAUAAAGACAAAACGGGAAGAAGACAUUAGAUAUUAUUAGUUUUAUUAAAAAAAAAAAAUUGUAUUACGAUCAAUAAUGCCAUUAUAUUCUUAUUGUAUUGCAAAUUAUAUGUAGUGAUUGCUUAUGUAUAUGUACAAUAUACAUAAUUUCUUAUAUAUAUUCUUUAAGUAUCCGCUGAAUUCGGUUAUCGUCUUUUUUUAUACUAUAUCGUAUAUCCUUUUGAAUAUCAGGUCGAACUCCCCAAGUUCAAAUAAUUACAAUAUAAUUACAACAAUCUUUAUUCAUAGUUUUGUCACCGAGACUACGUAAUUUAUCAUAACAUACAAUAACAUUUAUUUAUAGCGAGACACCGUUCGUACCAAUACGCUAAAAUGAUUUUUAACUACCUUGUUUCUUUCGGGUUUUGAAUUUUUUUUGUCUACGCACAAGCGUCAAUCACGAAACAUGUCCGCGUCCGCGCCAUGGAAAACAAACACGUCAUUAUAUUUGUUUCAGUUUUAAAUUUGUCUAUUAUUUUAUUAUACGUAUAUGGGCCCUUAAUAAUUUGAUUUCCCUACACACACGCGAACAUUAUAAAUAUGCACCAAAUAUUUAUUAUAUUAUAUUGUAUACGUACACAAUUCAAUAUAAUUAUUAUCACGUAUUUUAACUGACAUUAUUGUUCUCCUUGGGUUAUGUCUAGAUCGAGGACAUUCUUGACAGCAUCGGACUCUCCGGCAGCCUUCACACCAGAUGUGGUAGACUGUCCGGUGGACAGAAGAAACGAUUGUCCAUCGCCCUGGAACUCAUUGACAAUCCUCCGAUCAUGUUUCUCGACGAACCCACCACGUGAGUUAUACAUUUUACACAAAAUGCCUAAAACGAUAAAAACUUGUCAGGAAAUAGUUGAAGAGUUAAAAUGUACGUUAUAAUUUAAUGUUUGGUUAAAUUUUAAAUUGACCUAGUUAACAAAAAUUAGAUCGUUAAAAAAUAACACAAUUAUUUUUCUAAAAUUUAAGUUGUUUACGAAUUUGUUGUGUAAAAAAAAAAUAUUAUUAUUAUUAUUUUUUUUUUUAUGUCAAAUUAAUUUUAACUAGUUAGGUAAACAAAUUUGUUAACCUGCCCAACUUUGAAAAUAAAUAUAAUUUAAUAUUGUUAUAAUAUUUAAUAUGAUAUACGAUAUAUAUAAUACGAUAUAAUUCGCAUUAGUCAAAUAACUGAAUAGUUGCCUUUAGACUUUACAGACAUUAUCACAUUUAUUUUACAAAAAUAUAAUAUUUUCAAAGACGUUUCGUUACCUCUUAUACCAAUUACUAUAAAACUGAAACCGGUUGUAUUAAUAUUGUUUAUGUUAUUUGGACAUUACGUUCCACAUGCUACACUACAUGAAAAAUAUGACUUUAGCAUAAUUUAACGUAAUAUCUUGAAAAAACAUUAUAUUUAUCUUUCCCAAGCCUACACAUUGUAAUGAAUAAUGUAAAUAGAUUUUUACAAGUUCGAAACAAUGUAAAUUAUAUAUAAUUAUAAAAUAUGAUAACAUAAUGACUCGCAGUUUUGAUUACUACCACGGCAUAAUAUUAUUAAUAAUUACGAGCGUAUCCAUGUAUAGGUAGGAAUAUCAAUACUCGUUUUUCAACUUGAUUAUCUGCAAAAAUCACAGGAUAGAUAUUUUAAAUUAGUAAAUUUUAAUUAAACAGAAAAAAUACGCAACACAAUGUACAAUAAGACCUUGUUUCGAACGUUCAUCUCGGUUACGCUCAAGUCGUUGCAAAUCUGCUACAGUCAUGUGCAGUUAUUAAUAGUCGUUAAUUAUUACUAUCGUAUACUAUCGCAUAAUAACCGGUAGUCUUGCUAUUAUACGUCUUUACUUUCUUAGAUUUUUGUAAUUUUAAAAGAAAUUCGAAAAAUACCCCAAUUAAACAUUCUGUAGUAACGUCUGUAAUGAUCUACAGUCUUAAAUUGUCUAGUUCUACAUCAAAAAAUGCUUUAUACCAAGAAACGUUAGUAACGUUAAGGGGUUGGGUUAAGUUAUAGGUUACAAUUCAUCCAAAAAUAAGAAACGACAGUACUAUAUGCAGUUUAUAAUUACUAUUAUAUAAUUUCUACCUACCAAUAAUACUAUUGAACUGAAAAAAAUCAUUAUUUCAUUGUUCAAUUUAUUAUAUUGUCCAAUAACAAUUAUUUUAUAAACAUAUGUUUUUUUUUCUACAAAUUAAUAAUUAGGAGGAAAAAUAAUUUUUAACAUUUUUUACAAAAAAAAUUAUAUACCUAGAUUCGUCGCAUUUUCUUCCCGUGGUAUUAGACAAGUUUUUUAAUCAUUUUUAUCAUGAGAAUAUAUUGUUUUAAGAAGAUUAUAAUAAAAUUCAAUUUACUAUAGAUCAUAUGAAAUGAUCUCUGAAGUGAUUUCGUUAAAAUAUUGCAGGGCGAUUCCGUAAAUCUUAUAUACUCGUAUAGGAUAAAUUAAAAAUAAUGCUAGAGUUAAACGUUUUUAGUAACUAAAAGAAAAUACGAGUAAUAACUAAUAAAUUAUAAUGGAGAAUUAGAAUUGUAGGUCGACGAUUAUAUGACAUAAGCGCCAAAGGUGUAAACAUUACAUAUUAUCUGCGCCAAAAUUAAUAGAAUAUAGGUGCCAAUAUGUAUUUAUCUAUUUAUUGAGAUAACGGGCUGGAGCCCAAUUUACAAAAAUGUCAUAACAAAAUGAUCACAAUUAUGAUACAUAGAUAGAGUACAAUUAAAUUAAGAACAACAAAAACGUUCAGUAUUAGUUUAAGACUAAGUUACAGUAAGGUUAAUUAGUAGCUAGGGCAAGCUCAAAAAAUAAUGUAAGGUAUGCUACAACAAAAAUUUAAAACCAGAAAUAACAAAAUUAACCUAAAGAAGGAAUAAUGGCUACACGCAUCAUCCUGGUGUGAGACUCGUUUCUCAAAUAGUUGGUUGGUUAACGUAGAGUAACAAAAAAAUUGUAAUUUCGAGUUGAUACCUUAAAAUUUAAAACUGCAAGGAGGAAGGAAAGGAGAUUCAACUGAACCAGAAAAAAUGUUUUGGAGAAAAGAUUUAAUUAUUAAGAUGGUGACGACGAUCGGCUAAGGUAGUGAAAUUUAGAAAACGGAAGACAGGGGUGUAGGUAAUCAUGAGGUACACAAUUAAUAUUAACAGUAUACUUUACGAACUAUUAAUAUAAAAUAAAAAAAUAUACCCAAUAUAAUAUGACAAAAACGCUCAAGAUAUAAAAAAGAAAUAUUAUUUACACCAGUUAUAAUAUUUUAUAUAUUUAAUAUCAUCAAUAAUCAAUAAUAAUUAAAAUAAUAAUAUGUGAACAAAUAAAUAAUAAUAACUGAAUUUUUAACUCAAAUUGUCUUCGGUUUUUCAAAGUAAAUAAAAUUGUUCUUUUAAAUACCGAUGAUAUGAUUCAGUUGCAUUUGUAGUUCGUAUAAUAUCAUUAUCCAGAAUUGCUGCCCGAAUUUCUGAAUAAAAUAAACAAAAAUAGAUGUACGUCUCUAAAAUGUAAUCAGUAAAUUUGUAAAUUGUUUGAUCUUCAGGUGCGAUUAACAUUAAAUUUUCAAAAAGCAUCAAAAACUUCUAUGCACGUAAUAAAAGUUAGACCAAAAAAAGACUUCAAAUAUAUCUCUAAUUUAGAGUUCUUCGUGUAUUCAUUUCGAAGACCCAAACUUGAACAAUAUAGUUCAAAAUGUAAUAUCUGAAGUACACAGGUAGUAGGUACUACCUAGAAUUUUGGCGCUUUUUUUUACGAUACGAUUUUUUUUUUUUCUUAUCUCGUUUUGGCGCUAAUGUCUUCCACUGAGGCCAACCUACUGGUUGAACAUAAAAAAAAGCCAUAAAAUAUUGUAUAAAGAACUGUGAAGAUGACUUUGUUUUUCAAUUCUUAAACCGCUGUUGACUGAAUUGUCUACACUUCCUUUUUUUCGUACUGUUUUUCUGCAGCGGUUUGGACAGUACGAGUUCACACCAGUGCGUUUCGAUCCUGAAAGCUUUGGCCAGGGGCGGCCGAACGGUGGUUUGCACCAUACACCAGCCGAGCGCCAGCACGUUUGAGAUGUUCGACCACGUGUACAUCAUGGCCGAAGGAUACUGCGUGUACCAGGGUUCCAGUCUUAACACCAUUCCUUACAUGCAAACGAUAGGUCUGAACUGUCCGCAAUACCACAACCCGGCAGAUUUCAGUAAGUACUAAUACAACAACCGUGCAUAAAAAUUAUGUCCACUAGACCGAGCCAAUUUAUCAUUACCCAAUUAGCCACAACUUUUGUUAUGGGGAGCCGAUUUUUAUAAAUAUAUCGUAACUAUAGCUGCCCCGUUCGGCAUUGUCCGUUCUAAAAGAAAUAAUAUUCAUUUUUUGAUUGGUUCGUUUUAACUUUUUUUUAUUUUACUUUAUCCUUGACAUUAAGGUAACCCGUUAAAAAAAAAAGAAAAAAAAUUAAAUUUUCGUACCAAAAAUACCAAUUACCCUGUGCCAGCCCAUCUUUAGAGGUUGAAUUCGGAAAAAAGAAGAAUAUAAUAUACUAUUCCUAGUCUAGAACUACAUCUAUGCAAAGUUUCGUAUUUGUAAUAUUAGUAGGAUUGUAUUACUUUAUUUAUAAUUUGAAUAGAUUUACUAAAAUGUCUUUGUCUCGACUCCUCGAGAACGGUUUUUAAUUUCGACAUAUUGUUGAAAAAUGUCUUUCAACGGUUGUAGUCGUAACUGCUGCCUGCAGCUACUUAUAGUAAAUAUAUAUUACGUAAUAUUUCAAAAUAAAUAAUAGAAUAAUAUUUAUAAUUAUUGAAAAUUCAUCUUUAUAACACUUUUUAAAGACUCAUUUUUUUGAAAUAUUAUGAGAAGAAUUUAAACAAAAUAGUUUCUCUUUACUACUUAAUCCGCUGUCUCCAUAUUCGUCUAAUAUAAUUGACAGAUUAUGUACAUAUAUCUUCAGUAAUAUGCAUGAAAUGUUUCAAUUGAACCUGCAAUUUAUUUCCCUAUACGAACCAUGGCUCAAGUCACCUCUUCUUUCCUAUGUAAGAUACUGCAAUACAUCUAUACCUAACCUUCGCGUAAUGUCAGGUUCGUGAUAAACCCCUUCGCGUUGUCGUCGUCGUCGUCGCCCGAGAUCUUCGCGAUUUUCUUCCCAUAUGCCACUCGAGCAGUAAUAGUGCAGUCGGUCUUCAGUGGUUACUGACCACUGGUCAAUAGGACGCACGAUGGACAAAAUGUCGUUUACCGUUGCAAGGUAAGACAAACGUCACCGGUAAUAAAUACGACGAUGCGAUAUUUUGUACGUUACAAUAAUGCCCAUCGAGUGGUUUUCGAGUGUCAGUAUUGACGUAUGCAGCGUACGUUUGCAUAAAAAAAUAACAUAAAAAUAUUCUCUUCGUAUAUUUGAUUAAUUCAAACGAAAAUGUACGCAUAAGAAUAUUAUAAUACAUUUCUAAUGUUCGAAUAGAACACAAAUCGGUGACGUUAAUAAAAUUAAAAUGACAGACAUACUUCGCACGAAUUUCUCACCUAAAAAAGUGGCCCACACACUGUUGUAAGUGAGAAAUUGAAAAGGAAGAAUAAAGGGGGAAUUUAAUUUAUUAUUAUACGCAACGAUAAACUAUUGAUAAUGAAAAACGAUUCGGAACGAAGUGACUUUUAUACAUUUUACAUAAAUAUUCCCGUUUUUCCGACCUUUUUUCCGGUUUUCCCCAAUAUUAAUGAAAACCGCUUGAAAAAAUCAAAAAAAAUAAUCUCCCAGUAUCACCCAGAUAAAAUCUCCUAUCAAACAAAGUACUACACUUGAAAAUCGGAGGAAAAUUUCUGAUAUAAAAGUUGUUCACAGAUAAAAAAUAAAAAUAAAAUCAUAACAAGUAUUAAUAGUAAUUUGGACCAAUUUUCCUUCAAUCAGUCCAAUCGAUGUAUUUCUGAAGCAGGGUUAAAAAAAAAACCAAAUGUAAACUAAAUUUAAAAAAAUUAUAUAUUAAUAUUCUAGGAUAUACUUAUUUAUAUAAAAUAUGACCAAAACCACCACGAAAAUUCAAUCAAACGUUUGUCGUUCGAUUAUUAUUUAUAUCAUCAUUCUUUAUUUUUAGAGCGUGUUUUUUAAAUUGCCAACAAACUUCCUAGCAUUUAAAGUUCAGAUUUUCUAUUUGAAAUCAACAAUCAUACGCUCUUAAGCGUGAUCGUUUUUCGUCGUGUACAAAGCAUACACCACAAUACUUAUAAUACAAUGGUUAUUUUCACUGCAGUUUAUUUGUCGUAAACAUAUGACCACAAGGCCGGUGAACGUACAAGAAAACUAAAAUACACCGCCGGGACAGUAUAUCAGCCGAUAGUCUUUAACGAAUUACAAUAUUUCUUGUAUCUAAUAAUAUCGUUAAUGCGUUCAUGAAAAACCGUUAAAUCGUUUACGAUUUCACUUUAACUAUAAUAUGAUAUUUAUAUCGAAUGUAGUUGGUAUACGUUUUUUGACCUAUAGACGUAGCCACCGGGUAACGGGUCACACAGGAGUAGGUAAUCCAAAAACGACGACCAUCCUUCAGGGAAAAAAAAUUACAUUUUAUGAUUGUAAUAAUUAAUUAUUAUAAUAGCAGCGUUAUAAUUAUUAUUUACAGUAUAGGCAGCCGGAGUCGAAGUGGUCACAAAAUAAAUUACCUAUAUAGCUGAUAGACUUGUGUACGCUCAAUGUCAAUAGGUGCACAUUAUUAUUAUACUUAAUUAUAAAUUAUUAGGUAGGAAUCUGUACAAAUGUUGAAACGUAAAGUUUGUAACAAGUACACAGUAAUAACAUGAUAGCAAUCGGCAACAUUUAUCUAGUGAUAUUCAUCGAUUUUGCUAUGAAUGUUCUUUACAUUUUGGCAAGGGGGAUUUUAAAUAUUUUAAAUUGUUAACUAAUGUAAAUUCGCAGUAUUUGAAUGGCCCAGUGAGAAAAAUGAGUGAUAGCCCAAUGUUCAAUUAAUUUUUGAAAACAAAUCGAGUAAACUCCAAUUAAAAUCUAUUAAUAUUGAAACUUUUAGGUAUCUUAGUAAAUGCAUCGAAGAGGUAUUUUUUUAAUUUUCUUUGUUAUUGUUUUUUUAACACUGGAGAAAAACGGGAUUACUUUUGUAAUGCCACUUGACAUUUUUUUAAAUUUUGAUUUUUCGUUGUAAUUUAGUUAAAUUCAACUGUAGAUGAAUUUCAUCGAUUACUUGUACAUAUUAGCAUUUUUUAGACGUGGUGCAUUUUUCGAAGUUUUUUUAAAUUAUUAGAUAAAAAAAAAUAUUGUAAUUUAGUUUCAAAUUUAAUUUAAUCAGAGUUUGAAGUUAAAAUUUAAAAUAAAAUUCAUUAUAAACACAAACGAUAAAUUUUAAUUUAUUCUGUAGGUACAAUUUAAUAUAAAAGUUUUCAAUUUAAGUUGAUCAAAACAUGUUUAACCGAACUUUGAUUAGAAUUUAAAACUGACAAAAAUUAAAAACCACGGCAUCCGCGGAACAUUUUACAAUUUUAUUAAUAUUUAUAUAACUUUUUUCUUUUACAUUGCCCCAUUUUCUCAACGUACUUGCCCACUAGGUCAAUUAGUCCCUGGCAUUAAGAAAUACAAAUAGAAUUCAAGAAUGUUUAGAUGUACUUACCUAUUAUAUGAGUUGUCAUUUAUCUAGUCAUAACAUUACUUAUUUAAAAACACGUUUCUUGUUUAUGUAAUUAUACAUAAUAUAGGUAUAAACCACUUAUAAAUUAUAAUAAAUUGUGGUAAAAUGUUUAGCUGUAUAAAAAAAAUUAAAUUUUAUUAUAGAAAUGGAAAGAAAGAAACCCCAUUAAUAUGUGUUUAAUAAAUACAUUUUUUUUUUUUUAAUAAAUACAAAUUACCUAAUUAAUUAAUUAUACAAUAAAAAUUUGCGACAAUUAACAAGAUUUUAAAUAGUUUCAAAAUUUUAUCUGAUUGAUCCAACAUUAUAAAAACAAUAAAUUCAUAAUUUUCCCUUGUUGAAUAAUUGUUAUUAAUGUAUCACCACCUUUGUUUUUGUUUUAUUAGUAAUGGAAGUAGUGACUGGAGAAUAUGGAAAUUUUACUUCUCAACUUAAAACUGCAGCAAUCGAUAAUUCGUGGCGAACACCACCUCAAAUUUCUGAUACACGUAAAAUAUUAACAUAAAAUAUAAAUUGUUAAAUAUAUUUUUCAUUUAUAUAUUGUGAUAAUCUAAUAUUAGAUAUUUUUACAUAUUGUAAAUAAUAUCUAAUUUGAUACACCAUUAUGUAAAACAAAUUUUAAUCAAUUAUUAACUAAUUUUUUUAUAUACAUAAUUACAGGUGAAUUAGUAAAAAGAAAAUCGAAAAUCCCCGGUUUAACUUCACUUGUCUUGGUCAACCAGCCUUCGGAAUUCAACAAACUAUUAGUACUCAUUCACAGAUCUUUAAUGCAAGUCUACAGAGAUUGGGUCAGUCAAUUAUUAAUGUUGUUUUCCAUAAUUUUAUAACUAUAUAAUAAUUGGACCCAUCAUUUCUUCAUUUUUGUUUUUAUGUUUCAAAUUAUUAAUUUGAACAUUAAUAUAAGGCAAUGAAUGUCAAAUAAUUAAUAAAAUAUAGCUCAAACCAUUUUUGUUAUAAUUUUAGUCGAAUGUAUUAGAAUGUACCUAAGUACUUUAUUCUUAAUAAUUAUUAUUACUUGCAUAGUACCUAUUUCAACAUAAUAUUAAUUAAAUUACUUAGCUAUGUAAUUAUUUUAAAACUAAUCAAGACAUUAAUUACAUUCAUAGUACAAAAAAAAAAAAAAAACUGUAUAAUAUGGUAGGUAUGUUCUAUUUAAUUAAAAUAUUUGUUAUUACCUAUAUCACAGAUAAAAUAAAAUAAGUACUUACAUGCUUUUGUAGUUUUACAUAAUGUGGUAAAUAAUAAUUAGUUAUUCAGUAAUAAUAGUUACACUAUGGCCUAGAAUUUAAAGUUCAAUAUGUUUUAUUCUCAAAUGCUGGACUGCAUAAACAAUAUUUUUGUUGUAAAAAACAUACCCUAAUAACAAUAACCUAUGCAUCAGUGUUAAACUGUUGGAAUAUUGGAUAAAGAACUUUUUUUUGUCACAUAAGCUAUAGGUACCUUUGAAUACAAAUUAAAUAUAAAAACUAAUUAUAAUAUUUAGAAAAAAAAAACAAUGUUUAAAGGAUUAUUGAAUUAAUAAAAUAAAAUAAAUUAAUCCUUUUUUGAACAAUACAUAUUUAGAACAAAACAUUAUAAUCGAUAUAGUCUUUAAUGAAAUUUUACAGUUUAAUUUUUUAAGCAAUCAAAAUCUAAUAAAUAACCAAUAGUAUAUUAUUAUUAUUAAAUAAUUGAUUUGUUUGUUUGUUUUGUUUUUUAGACGGUCACUCAUGUAAAAUUAUGUAUGCACUUCCUAGUUGGAAUAUUAUUGGGACUUUUAUUCGAAAAUGCUGGAACUGACGGUGGUAAAGCUUUUAACAAUAUUGGAUUCUUCAUAGUAACGCUCGUCUACUUAAGUUAUACGUCUAUUAUGCCAGCUAUUUUAAAAUGUAAGAACAUUUGCACAUUUAAAGAAAAAAUAAUGAAAACAUUAAAUUAAUAGCUUUACAAUACAUACAUUUAUUUUUUAUGUAGUCCCAUCAGAAUUACAUAUACUGAAAAAAGAAUUAUUUAAUAACUGGUACAAACUGUCUACAUAUUUCUUUGCAUUUCUCAUUACAAAUAUGCCUUUACAGGUAAGCAAAAAAUCAAUUUAGUACAAUUUUUAAAAUUAUUUCUUAAUAAUAUAUACUUUUCCACAGAUGAUGUUUUGUUUUAUUUACACAUCAAUUUCUUACUACUUAUCAGCGCAAAUGUUAACGUGGACAAGAUUUUCUAUGUUUUUGUUUGUUUGUCAAUUAAUGACAUUGAUAUCCGAAGGUAUCGGUCUUAUUCUUGGCACAGUAAUGGCCCCAGUCGUAAGUUAACAUUAUUAUAUAAAAUCCCGUGAAAAUAAUUAUUACCGUUUACUUUAUAUACCUAAAUUAUUGAUUUUAGAAUGGAGUGUUCAUUGGUUCAAUCAUCACUUGUUUGUGUAUUCUGUUUGCCGGCUUUUUGGUGCUUUUUAAUCAUAUGCAUAUUGUCAUGUACUACGUAUCUUACAUCAGUUACAUGAGGUAUGCACUCGAAGGGUUGGUUGUAUCCAUGUACGGUUAUGGUCGCGAACCUCUUUCCUGUCAUAACGAAGAUGGUUAUUGUCAUUAUCGUUUACCCGAAAAAAUAUUCCAAGAAAUCGGUAUGAUAGACGGCAGAUAUUGGACAGACGUAUCAGUGAUGGUCUGCAUUCUUCUAGGCAUUGUAAUAACUAGUUUCUUGACUUUACAAAAUCGUUUGAAAGGCCAAUAA